Messenger RNA from Hyalella azteca, 4765 nucleotides. It is a transcript of the gene Psf2, whose product is annotated as probable DNA replication complex GINS protein PSF2. Gene Ontology annotation, cellular component: nucleus; GINS complex. NCBI's taxonomy places the organism in Eukaryota, Metazoa, Arthropoda, Malacostraca, Amphipoda, Hyalellidae. The record is from RefSeq and is a predicted model, not a curated record. Gene Ontology annotation, biological process: double-strand break repair via break-induced replication; DNA replication. Bases 2938 to 3504 code for a protein of 188 amino acids. The transcript is spliced from 5 exons.
CAUGAGCUGAGCUUCCCGGUAGAACUUGUCCUCAGUGGGACUCGAACCCGGGGACGCAACACACAGUGGGACACAGUGGGAUGCACCACACAGCUCUACCACCGACUUGUUGUUUGUCUAAGCUGCUCCUAAAAUGAUUGUCACAAACCAAGGACACUUACUUCCUUCGGUUUGUUCAUUCAUCAUUUCUGUUUAAUAAUAGGAAAGAGAAAUUUUUAGCUAACUAAUUUGCCAGCUGUGCACUUUCUUGGCAUUGCAUGUUCGAUGAAAUUUCCGCUCCGACGUUGUGUCGUGUAUGCUGAAUUUCUCACUGCUCCUAAUUUUUAGUAUAAAGUUAAUUUGUGGUAAGUUAGGAUUGAACCUCGGUUUUUCUCGCUUGUGUUUAUUGCUCAAUGUGAACGUUACAGAAGUUUGAUAUUAUCAAAAAUUCUCAGCUCAUUUUACCAAGCUUGUUUAUGCUUAGUCCUUUGUGACGUGAACGAAUCUCUAUCUUUUUACAGGAAACCUUUAUGAAAUAAUAACUUCGUAAGGUGAACACUGUAUUUUUCAAAUGCACUGAAUAUUUUUAAUAGACCCAAAAAUACUUUACGUAAAUUAGCAAUUCAUGAAGAUUCAAAAAACGUGAUCGCAACGAGAAGGAAUCGCUGUCCAGUGAACCUUUCAGCUGACGCUCAUAGAUAUUUUUCAUAGAUAUUUUUUACAAUGGUUAUGAAAGUUAUUUUUAAAGAAUUUCGUGUAGCAUCUGUCAGGGUUACUAAAUUAUUUAUUAAGUUGGUGGAAAAUACAUCAGGUGUAAACAUGUAAUGGCAGUAGCAUUAAGACUGUAUUUUUUUAAAUUUAUAUUGCCAAUAUAUUCAGAAUUUAAAAAGCCUAUCUGCGUAGUUUUAUUGUGUCAGUAACGAUGUUGCUGGAGGUGUCACAAGGUAAUGUAUCUAAAGCUUCGUCGUGCAUGUUGCUCGCCAUGUUAAUGAAGUUGUGAUAUUCUGUGCCUUCUCAAAUAGCUAUUUAAGAAUUUAUACAUCAAUUUCUACUUCUUACACAUAUAUUCCUACUUAUUGGACUCGUUUGUGUAUCAAAUCCGUUGGAAUUGACUUUUUCGCAAUGAGUGCAUUAGUAUAUCAUGAUUAUGAGCUAACUUCAAAAACAUAUUUCAUCGUAUCUUACUGCUCAACAAAUUGCAUUGUCAAAAACCUGCAAAAACGUUUCAUUUUUAGCUCCUGAAAUUUUUUUAAUUAGCUAUACACUUUUUCUGUCGCCUGAUUUUCUAUAAUCCUUUAGCAUAAUUAUUGCGUAAUGAUGAACGGUGAAAUAUAUCCAACGAAUCAAAACUUGGCUUAUUCUUUUAUUAGCAUUUGUGUAAUAGAUAAUAAUUUGAUAGUUUGGUUGUAUAUAGCGUUUCACGUUUCACUAAUUAGUGGAUUAUAUCAUCCAUGUCUCUCAUACAUUGUAUGCUAGAGAUAAGGAUUGACACUCAAAUUUCCCCCUAGUUUCUUUCAAUUGUCCAUGCACGCAAUGAUGACUAAUGCGACCUAUUAUUUAGGUGGGAAUAAUUUGUAUGGUCACAGAAAACCUCAGGGAGGAUGCUGAAGUUGUCCUGCUUUCAUUUUUAUUUCACAUACAUUAAACACUCAACUAUGUUCGUGUAUGUGAAGUGAAUUAUAAUGUGCUGCAGUAUUAUUGACUUUAUUUCCAGUAAAUGACUUGAUGUUUUUUCAAUUAACAGCGAAAGUAUUCUUCUAAGGUUAGACUAUUAUUAAUCUUAUCAGCUAUCAAAACUAAACAUCGCUAUCAAAUUCCUUUAAUUGUAAAAUGCCCAUUCAGUCCAACAAAUAUUCUUUUAGGAUGAGCUUAAGAAGUUCAGCAGAAUAUUUGUUGAACUCGUUUUAAAAUUUACUUCCAUUCACUUAGUCCUAAGCAGCCACUGCUGCCAACUUCAGCAUCGGAGGGGUCGGCGCCCCCUGGGUUCCCAAGCCAAUAAUUAUGAUGGACAAAUUUUACCAUAAAUUAUAAAAAUUCUCAGCUUAUUCUUAUUAUUCAGUGUUCGCUCGAAGAUGAUUGAAGUUGAAAUUAUUGAAACGUCUCAAUUUUCUGGAUGAACUGGUAGAAUAAAUAGAAUAAAAAAUGUUAGGUACACCAUUUUUAUUGCUAAAAAUUUCGGAUUUACUUGAAGGCCUUUGCUGUCGAACUCAGUUGUGCAAAAAUAUUCACGGAAGAUUCGUAAUUCAUGCUAAAUCUUUACAAAAUUCCAUUUUAGGUUUACUUUUUCUAAAACUCAAAGAUUUUACUAGAAUAUACUCAACGUUUCAAACUUUUGAAACACUUCAAUGCGUUCUCACAUAAUCGGCUGUUCAACAGCCUUGCAACCAUCGGCAUCGAGUUGGUGCUUAAGUUACGAGCUUAGGAUUGGAUUUAUAUAUUAUUCCCAUACAUUUAUUUUUAUGAUAUUUAGGUAUAAAUAGUAUUUAAGUGGUUUUUACAUCAGAACAGUGAUAUUUGAGAGUAUUGGUGAGCAGCGCGUUUGGAGGUUGAAAAAAUAUGAUCUUUCCGAAGACCGCGUAUGGUACAAUUACGUGCUCUGCCGCGCAUUGAAAUAAUUGUUUGGGAACGACGUUAAUGCGUCACAAGCAUCAUGCAAUUUCUUUUUAACUUAUUGAUUGAGAAUUUAUUAAUUACAUUUAUAAUUAUACAAUGUUAGAUCUCACAUUUCUGCUAUCAUGCUUUUUUCAAGUAGCUCGACUGGGCUUCGCAUCCUUAAAUUUCCCUUACAAUAUUUAUCCUAAUUUCAUUCAGUAAUCGUGCUAACUCACUGCUACAUCGUUUUAUCAUUAUCCUCUUUACUAACAUUUUCAGUUUUAAAACAUGCCUCAAAGCUUCGAUUAUUUAAUAUAAAUCAAUAGAAUAUACGUGGAGUUAUUGACAUUGUGAGAAGUGUUGGCAAUGGAGGCGGUAGAGGAAGAGUUCCUGGCAGAGCGGGAACACGUACAGAUUAUACCUAACUUCUCGCACGACAAACUCUACCUCAUUGCCGGCGACGUCGGUCCUUUCGUUGCAGGCAUCCCGUGCUCGGUGCCACUGUGGCUCGCCGUCAACCUGCGGCAACGCGGCAAGUGUCGCCUGCUGCCGCCCGCCUGGAUGGAGGCCGAGGCUCUGGCCGCCAAGAAGGAGGAGGAGAUGCAGACCAAGGUUUUCACGAAGAUGGGAAGCGAGAACUACAUGGCCGUUGCUCAGCUGCUGCUCACCACCGCUCCACAUGACGUGCCUAAUGCUCAUCUCGUCCGUACGCUCAUCAAGGAUAUAUGGGACCUGAGGAUAGCGAAGCUGCGGUCGUCUGUGGCAGAGUUCAUCAAGCAGUCCGGCAGACACGCUCGCCUGCACCACCUCACGCCCAUGGAGCUGCACUCCGUCAGACCCAUCCUGCCGUCGGCGCUGGACCAACUCCUCCGGCUGGGGGCGGCGGCGUCAGGCGCCCACAACGUCUCCCUCAACGACUCCUCCAUGGCGUGAUCACUCUAAUGCCUUCCAAAUAAUUAUAGCUCAUAUUUUAUGUACGGUUGAAGGUGUACGCAGUUUAAACACUCUAAUGUCAUCACAUCAAUUAUAGCUCAUUUAUUUUAUUUUAGGUCAUGUCCUACGGAUAGGCAGUUAAGCAAAGUAUACAUGUCAUGUUUAGUGAAAGAAUAAAGUCUAUUACAGCUCCAUUGAAAUUCUUUCAUGUUAGAUCCAACAUGAAAUUUUUUUGUGAAUUUCAUGAAUGUCCUGAUGAACACGAAAGAUGCGUCUCUGUAAUAGCAGCUAUUCACUUUUUAACUUACGGGACGACUUGAACGUUGUUCCGUACGGAAUUAAUGUAUUAGAAUUAAUGUUUUGGAAUUAUUGUUAGGUUUUAUUAAGACCGGUUGUGCGUGGCUUCUCAAGACUAAGAAUCUCUGUCGGUACUUUGUAAUGAGUCUAAAAAAUCCGCCUUUCCCAGAUUUUAGAUAAACAGUUGAUAAUGUGAAGCAAAAUAUACGUAAUUUUCUCAUUAAUUUUUACUAAUGUAUGGCAAGUCAAUUUUUAAAAUUUCUAGUUCAUCAUUGCUACGAAGGAUAAUGAUGUGGGAUAGAGCCAUGAUGAACUUAUAUUUUGAGUCCAACUCACGAUAUAUCAAUAAUAUUUGUUUUCGAUAAUUCACUAUGUGAUAAUUCACUAUGUGAUUCAAGAAAAUUGCCAUGUUGCUUGAUAAUCACAAAUAGUUUAAAAAUUAGUCUUUUGGAUUUACUCAAAUUCAUAUGUUUGCCCAGGUUUUUUUCAGUAAAGCGAUCCCCUCACACUAUGCUGUUGGGUAAAAUAAGAUUUAGAUGACGGAAAAACAAAAUCUCCAUAGAAGUUUUUUAUUCGGAAUGACCGUGUGCGGUUUUUCUAGCCGUCACAGUAAAGCUCGGGCCUGUAAAUAUAAAAUUCCAAACGUGUAUCAGUAUCAUAGCUUAGGUCGUUUGAAAUACAGUAUGUAGUCAAUAUUUGUUUUUUGAAAGGGAAUUAAUAAUUUAACGUGUGUGGGAUCAUUUAUUACAGUUUUCAAAUUUCAAACGCUUUGAAUUCUUGUUUAACAGAAAUAUUAACGAUCUAGUGGUGCAAAUCUGAUGGCAUUGACUGAGAAAUAUCUUUAUUUCACCUCCGAAAAAUGACAUUACGCUAUUUUUGUAAUUUUUUAUGGCUCGAAAAGUACGUGUUAAUCUUUAAUGAAAAUAUUAAUAUACGCGGAAGGCUUGAAUAAAACAUAAAUGAA